Helianthus annuus (common sunflower) is the source of this 813-nucleotide messenger RNA. Its product is annotated as basic salivary proline-rich protein 2-like. Lineage: Eukaryota; Viridiplantae; Streptophyta; Magnoliopsida; Asterales; Asteraceae. The transcript is spliced from 2 exons. Bases 1 to 813 code for a protein of 270 amino acids. The record is from RefSeq and is a predicted model, not a curated record.
AUGCCGCCACGUAUAAGAGGAAGAGGAAGGGGACAAGGAGCAUAUGCAACCUCGCACGACCAUGAAGCCGGACCUUCGCACAGGCGAACACCUUCAGGCUCCCAUAACGCAGAUGCUCGAAAUCUUUGGAGGUCUAUUGCUGAACCCGCAAGGCACUCAGCUUCACUGAGUACCUCACCUUCUAUCCCACAUUCCUUCGGGCCUCAAUCAGAAAAUGAGCCCCACAACUCUCACCAGUCCUAUAUUCCUCUCCAAGGACACCAAUCACCCUUUGACAACCCAUCACCUGUUUUCCAAGGCCUAUACAACCCUGCUGAAUACCUUGAUGUGCCUAUGGGUUUUAACCCACUUGGACCAGAAGACCAUUUUCCUGGUGGCAAUGCGAUGGAUGUCGAUGAAGAUACCGAUCCCUCAAUGCCACCAUCUGGAACUCCGAACCACCCUAUCGAGAUUUCUGAUGGGUCACCUUUUGUGGGAUCACCAUACAAUGGUCCCGACAGCUUUGAGGAGAGAUUCAAGCACUCUCCCUUGCACUCCCAGCAGCAGCCUCAGCAGCAGCAGAAUCCUUCUGAGGAUUCCCGAUUUGUCGUGGUCACUCCACCGCCGCCACCACCUCCGGUUCUGCCUCCCCCGCCUCCAAGGCGAAGAGGAAGGAACGCACGGAUUUCCGCACGAGGAGGAGUACGCAUCGGCACCCCUCCACAUUCAGGUAGCAGCCGAUACUCGCCACUUCACGAAGAACCAGAAAUGGGAGAAUCUUCACAUCCCAUCUCAGAAGUAACUUCUGCGCCAAUCGCGCCACCACCACCAUAG